UGGUCUGGGGUAUUAAACGGUGAGGACAGAGGGGAGAAGGCACAGUGAAAAUGGCUCUCUACCAACUUCUGUGUGGUUCGGCGGUGAUGAUCAUCCUCUUGUCUGACGGAUGUCAUUCAAACAAGCAGCCUGCAUGUGGCCAGGCACCAAACAACGCCAAAAUUGUGGGAGGUCAAAACGUGGCCCCAGGAACUUGGCCAUGGGUAGCCAGUUUACAAAUUGAUGAAGAGCACAGUUGUGGAGGAUCCCUGAUUAGCGACAUGUGGGUUCUGACUGCUGCUCACUGCAUCCCAUCGAUAUCAACCAACAUGACGAUUGUUCUGGGCCGCGACAGCAUGACAGGUCCAAACGUGAACGAAGUAUCAAGGGUAGUUGAUAAGAUCAUAUCCCAUCCUGCUUACGACCCAUGGAGCUAUGACAACGACAUGGCUCUUCUGAAGCUGUCGGCACCUGUCAAGUUUACUGACUACAUACAGCCGGUGUGCUUAGCCUCUACAGACAGCACGUUCCAUACCGGUAUCAGCAACUGGGUCGUUGGGUUUGGUACUAACUCAAGUGGUGGCCCCCAAGCUGACAUCCUGCAGGAAGUGAAGGUCCCAAUUGUGGGAAACAAUGAGUGCAAAUGUGCCUACCCAUACCUCACAGACAACAUGAUCUGUGCUGGGUUCAGAGCUGGAGGGAAGGAUUCAUGUCAGGGAGACUCAGGUGGACCAAUAACAGCCACAACUGGGAAAGUGUGGAUCCAGAGUGGCGUUGUGAGUUUUGGCCAAGGCUGCGCGGAGCCGAAUUUUCCUGGAGUUUACGCUCGGGUGUCCAUGUACGAAGACUGGAUCAAAAAUCACACUGGCUCUAGCCAACCAGGCUUUGCUGACUUCUUCUCCAAGGGAUUUGACAGAGACUCAAUAUUUGACUGUUCAUCAAUUACCAUACCCACCGAUCCCCCCAAACCUUCUACAACCCAUCACCCACAUACCUCCACCCAUCACCCCCAUACCUCCACCCAUCACCCACAUACCUCCACCCAUCACCCACAUACCUCCACCCAUCACCCACAUACCUCCACCCAUCACCCCCACACCACCAAGGAUGACGACAGUGUGUUUGGCAGUGGUGAGAGUGUGAUUCACUUCUCCUCACUCGGUCUUCUCCUUAUGUCGCUCUAUGUGCUGCUCGGAGUUUAGGGUUCCUGCGCCCACAUGGCUCGUUCACUUGGUUUGAUAUGAGCCCUCAUCUUUCAAAAACAUGAGUCAAAAUAUAUAACUUCAAUGUUUUAAUUAGCAAUAACCCUUCUUGUGAUUUUUCUUCCUUUAAUCAAAACGGAUCUUGAUCCAUUUCUGGUGGCAAGUCACUCAUUUUUGCAGAUGACUGGAUUUGAGUUUGAAAAAAAGCUCAAUGAUUUCACAUCAUCUUGUAAAGAUUUUCUUUCCAGGCAUAACAGGAUCAAACACAGAAAUAAAGAAUAUUUCCUGCGUAA
This is a messenger RNA of Eleginops maclovinus (Patagonian blennie), 1474 nucleotides long. Its product is annotated as serine protease 27-like. Gene Ontology annotation, biological process: proteolysis. The transcript has 6 exons. The record is from RefSeq and is a predicted model, not a curated record. Gene Ontology annotation, molecular function: serine-type endopeptidase activity. Lineage: Eukaryota; Metazoa; Chordata; Actinopteri; Perciformes; Eleginopidae. Bases 51 to 1181 code for a protein of 376 amino acids.